This is a messenger RNA of Daphnia magna, 2301 nucleotides long. RefSeq names its product importin subunit alpha-7 (gene Kap-alpha1). Gene Ontology annotation, molecular function: protein binding; nuclear import signal receptor activity. The transcript has 9 exons. Lineage: Eukaryota; Metazoa; Arthropoda; Branchiopoda; Diplostraca; Daphniidae. Gene Ontology annotation, cellular component: cytoplasm; nucleus; nucleoplasm. Gene Ontology annotation, biological process: NLS-bearing protein import into nucleus. The record is from RefSeq and is a predicted model, not a curated record. The coding region runs from base 200 to 1804 and encodes 534 amino acids.
CACUGCUAGGUUGCUGUUUAGGAGGUCUAUGGUCUUACUUAAUACUUGGUGAUACCUUUUGCAUCUGUCAUCUGUAUCCACUCGGUUUCGUUGUCGCUGGAGUGCUCCUAACUUGUAUUAGGAUUCUGUUAUUUAAAGAAAAAAAACUUGAAGUGAAACUUUUGAAAACUGGUUUGCAGUAAUAACUGCCUAUUUACCAAUGUCAGGAUCAGGGACAGGACAAACUCACAAAUUUCGCUACAAAAAUGCAGCCCUUGAUUCACAGGAACUCAGGCGCAGGAGAGAGGAGGAAGGAGUUCAGCUGCGUAAGCAAAAGAGAGAAGAACAGCUGUUCAAACGAAGGAAUGUAGUUAAUGCUGGAAAUCUUCAAGAUGAAGAAAUUACUAGUUCUUUGCAAGAAGAUCUGAUGAAUGUUGCUGCCCACCAGGGCAGCAUUACACAAGAAAUGUGCCAAGCACUGUACAAUCCAGAUAUAAAUGUACAGUUAUCAGCAACCCAGAAAUUCCGAAAAAUUUUAUCACGAGAGCCUAAUCCUCCUAUUGACGAAGUGAUUCAAUGUGGAAUUGUCCCUCGAUUCGUGGAAUUUCUUGCCAACAAUAGCAACUACACCUUGCAAUUUGAAGCAGCGUGGGUUUUGACUAAUAUUGCCUCCGGUACUUCUACUCAGACCCGUUGUGUAAUUGAAGCUGGUGCCGUCCCGAUCUUCAUAGAUUUGCUUGGUUCCCAGUACGAAGAUGUCCAGGAACAAGCAGUUUGGGCUCUUGGUAAUAUUGCUGGGGAUUCUCCAGAGUGCCGCGAUUUUGAAAUUGAUGCCGGCAUCCUUCCCUCAUUACUGCAGCUAUUGAGUAAAUCCAGUCGAUUGUCGAUGAUUCGAAAUGGGGUAUGGGCCUUAUCAAACUUGUGCCGUGGUAAAAAUCCUCCGCCAAAUUUCUCGAAGGUUUCACCAUGUCUUCCCGUCCUCGCUCGUUUACUGUUUCACGCGGAUCCGGAUGUUUUAGCUGAUGCAUGUUGGGCUCUUUCCUACUUAUCUGAUGGACCAAAUGACAAGAUUCAAGCCGUCAUUGACGCUGGUGUUUGUCGGCGCCUAGUUGAACUGCUCAUGCAUACAACGCCGAGCGUAGUACAAGGCGCGUUGCGAGCUGUUGGGAAUAUCGUGACUGGUGAUGACGUCCAAACUCAGGUGGUAUUGAAUUGUUCGGUUAUGCAUUGUCUGCUGCACCUUUUGACUUCACCAAAAGAAUCGAUUCGCAAGGAAGCAUGCUGGACUAUUUCAAACAUUACGGCGGGUAAUCGGCAACAGAUACAGGCCGUUAUAGACGCAAACAUCUUCCCUGUUCUGAUCGAUAUACUUGGCAAAGCAGAGUUCAAAACUCGAAAGGAAGCCGCUUGGGCUAUCACAAACGCAACAUCGGGUGGCACUGCGGAGCAAAUUCGUUUCCUUGUUAAUUUGGGAUGCAUUCACCCCUUAUGUGAGUUACUUACCGUAAUGGAUGCCAAAAUCAUCCAGGUUGCUCUAAGUGGACUGGAAAAUAUACUUCGACUUGGUCAGCAGGAAGCUCAGACUCGUUCUGGACCUAAUGCUUAUGCCAUUUUAAUCGAAGAAUGUUACGGGCUGGAUAAAAUUGAGUUUUUACAAUCCCACGAAAACAUGGAAAUUUACCAAAAAGCUUUCGAUAUCAUUGAAACUUACUUUGGUUCGGAAGAAGAAGAUACGAAGUUGGCGCCGUCUGUGGAUGCACAGGGCCAACAGUUCAACUUCAAUCCUGAUCAACAGCAACCGCCUACUCAGGGCUUUGAAUUCUGAACCUGUAUUUGCAAAGAUUUAGGAGCAGGGGAUGGGAAGAGAAAGGUAGUCUGCUGCAAGAGUGAUUCUCUGCAUUUCUUCACUUUUUAUGAAACAUGGAAUUGAUAAUUAUAUUUAGAAGUGAUUGAUUUCUUUGAAGAAGCUGACCCUUGUCUUUGUUUGUAACACCUUUCUCAUAUUUUCAAUAAGGUUACAUUAUAUUCUCCAAAGGAUCUAAAGCUCUUCCUUUGCUUGUCACGAAAUUGACCCAACAAUCUUUUCCUUUUGUUUUCUUCGCGCUAUGGAUUUGAUCAAGAGUAUUCAGAAGAUUUGCUUGUUUUUCUUCACCUUUCCUCUGUAUCAUAUAUGAAAGAAAUAUGCCUCCGAUUUGAAAGAAACGGCAUUAAAGGACACAAAAUAAAAUACCUAUAUGAAUAAUUCGAUGGUGCGAGGAUAGGCGACUCUGUAACAUACCGCAUAUGCAAAUCGACAAAUAAAGUUGAGGUAGUGAUACUGAA